CUUUUGUUUUUUUUGUGAAGGUUGUUGAAUCCUUAAUGAUAUUUUGGCAUACAGCAGCACAUCAGCAUAACCUGAACCGUCCAAGACAAGUAGUGUAUCUCAAAUGAUUAUGGCUAAUAAAGCCUGAGUAAAUGUAUCUAUCUUGUAGAUACUAUCAGCUCUCGCUCCGCCUAUUCCCGAUUGUGCGUCCCCAAACGAUCAUAACAUAAUCUUCACCCACUGUUCAUUCACCGGGUAUCCAAAAGGGUCCCGAGAGGCAGAUCUUUCGGAUGAAUAAUUAUUUCCCAGCACAGCUAGGAACACAGAGAGCCGUCCGUCAUUUAACAGUGCAUCAUAGCCCUCACACACUUCCGCAUGUCUAAAACUACCGAUACACGCUUUCCUUAGGGCUGUUAAAGAGCGGUAAAACUAGAUAUCCAUGUCCAUAUAGGCCACACAUUUUAGGGAGGUUAGACUUGAAAUGUUAGUGCUGCAAUUCAUACAUUUAGUAGCUAGCCUACUCCGUUUCAGAAUAGCCUGGUUCACGUUGCACACAACUGCUACAUCGUUUGUGUAAUUUAAUCGUGGUCUGAAAUUAUAUGACGCGCUAUAAAUGAGAUGCAAUACUCUGGCGACCUCUUUUGGAUAUAAAAAAAAGGGCAUGAUUUUUAACGCGUGAGAUGUCCAACUAUUUCCUAAGGCUAUUCGUCAACUUGUCGGAAACGUCCGAACUUUGAUUCGGACAACGGGGUGCUCAGUGACUCAAUCCAGUUGCAGCAGAUGGAACCUGGUCGCAUGUAUGUAUAAGGGAUAGUGAUGUGUAGAGUAGGCUAGCUAGUCACACCUAAGGAGAACAAAAACGUGGUUUUCUGAUCAAAAUAGUGGACUAGCUAUUAUCUACCCCGUGGAUUCCUUAGAGGGCAUUUCUCCCCCCCCCUCCCCAGCUGCCAAGAUGAUGAAGGAGUGCCUCCAGUUCUUCAUCGAGCCGGCCCAAAAAAUCAAGAUCCGCCUCAAGGAGUCUCGUAAGAAAGGGACAGAUGAGAAGAAAGAACCUUUAGUGGAGAGUCAGCUGUUCAUAAUGGAACUGGCCAGGGAACUCAACAGACUGUGCCAGAGGUCGAAGGUCUUAGCCCACAUCUGGACCAGUGAAGACAACUGGCCUCCCAGUGUGUGUAGACACUUCAUAGUGGAGUGGGCUGCCGUGCUGGAGAAGAGAGGCGAGCUGAGGAGCAUGCAGACAGAGAAGAGGGACUGGAAGACAGGGGGAGAGUAUGACAUGGGAACCCACAAACGGGUCAUCAUGGACUGGACACACCAGCUCAGAAACAGACCAGAGCCCAGUAUCUGGCCCGGUGAGCCCGUAUUGAUGAUGUUGGAUGAUCUGGAGUUCCAGUGGCAGAGGGGGCGUCUGCCGAACCUUCUCCCAGCCCUGGAGCUGGUCAUGUGGGUGGUGCUGAGUGCAGACAGCCCUGACAAGGAGGACGUAACCAAGCAGUGGCUGAUCCGAAAACAGAGGAGUCAGAAGAUUGAUGCAGCCCGCUACAUUCCCCACAACGUAUGGAACUGGAUCUGUGAUGCUGCAGAGGAAGUGACCCUUGACCCCAAGACAGCCAACCCUGACCUCUUCCUCUCUGAUGACGACAAGCGAAUGCGCUGUGGCCUGGAGCGGCGAGACAUCCCUAACUGCAGUCGCCGCUUCGACGGCUGGUGGUUUUGCGCUCUGGGAAGCGAGGGCUACAUCUCCGGGCGCCAUUACUGGGAAGUUGAAGUGGGAGACCGGGACUGGCGGCUGGGCGUGGCUAAAGGCUCCGCCCAGAGGAAGGGUUACAGUCCCCUCAACACACAGACGGGCUACCUCACCCUGAGGCUGGAGAGGGGCUCAGACCUCAAGGCGCUGACGGUGCCCGCCACGCCACUGGCCCAGAUGCUGGUCCCCAGAAAGGUAGGGGUCUACCUGGACUAUGAGCAGGGCCAGCUCUCCUUCUACGAUGUGGAGAAGAGGUCCCACAUCUACACGUACAACGAGACCUUCAAAGAGAGACUGUUCCCCGUGUUUGGGACUGUAGAGGUGAUGAGGGAUCUGGUGAUCAGGCCUGCACAGACCAGGGAACCCUGCCUCUGCCCUGGACCCUGUCUCUGGUGAUAACGUAUUACAGCGUUCUUCAAACCUGGUCCUGGAGAGCUAGCCUGGAAUCCACUCGGAAUAUUGUAAAUGUAGCGAAAUUCAGUGUAAAUUCCAGGCUAGUGGAGGGCAGGCUUUUGUUCUGGUCUAGCACUAUCACACCUGAUUUGAUGGUGUGAUGAUUAGUUCAUUCAGGUGUGUUAAAACAAGGCUGGAACAAAUGCAUGCACUCCUUAGGACCUGGACUGAAGAACAAUUAUUACCUCCUCCCUGUUACAGUUUUUAUUACAUUGCCUUCAUGCCACACUACUUCAAGGUACAAAGGAACUGUAAAAGAACGUGCUGCCCAAAUUACCCAAAGAUCUGACGUAGUCGAUAUUUAGUUCAGCAAGAGCUUGCACACAGAAGACACACACAGAGAGACACACAGAAAGACACACACACAGAGAGAGACAGACAGCUAGGGUUUACAGUCUAUAGUGUAUAAAAUGGUAGAGAAGGUAGCAUGCAGUACUUCAUUAUUCCUCUGAUUCUCUUAUUCUUAGAUUUUCUGAUUCUCUUCCUGUCUGAUUCCUCUUCCUCUCUGAUUCCACUGUCCAGCUUGCAAGAGUCUAAGCAUAUUUUUGGAAGUUACGGUUGAUAUUGACAGUGUGUAAAAUGGUGUGAUAACAAUGCUUUUUUUCAGUCAUCAAUAAAUUAAGAAAAAUC
This is a messenger RNA of Oncorhynchus tshawytscha (Chinook salmon), 2809 nucleotides long. RefSeq names its product butyrophilin subfamily 1 member A1-like. The coding region runs from base 932 to 2122 and encodes 396 amino acids. The record is from RefSeq and is a predicted model, not a curated record. The transcript has 9 exons. Gene Ontology annotation, molecular function: protein binding. Lineage: Eukaryota; Metazoa; Chordata; Actinopteri; Salmoniformes; Salmonidae.